Molecule: messenger RNA, 3786 nt
Organism: Owenia fusiformis
Lineage: Eukaryota; Metazoa; Annelida; Polychaeta; Sabellida; Oweniidae
Source: the annotation of a GenBank genome assembly
AAGGGCUAAAACUAAUGUUAAAUUUUGCAAGGGCAUGCAAAGGUUAACUUACCCUUGUAAAUAAUUAAUGAAAUUAACCUUUAAGUAUUGUGUGCCAUCACUUUAUCUUUAGUUACAAACUACUGAUACCCUAACAUAUGUUACCAUGGUAAUUAUGUGUAAAUUAUGAAAUAUAGAAAUUUACUAGAAUUAGAAUGAAAUGCAAGGUAGACAGGCCCUACCCUUGAAGAUGUGCAAGUUUUGAGCAAUUUACAAAAAACGUUUUUAACAUAAUCAUUGAAUGAUUGGAAUGUAUUUUGAAGGGUUGUGCUACAGUAACUGAACCAACCAAUUCAGAAUAUCUUUUCUCAGUACUAUAUUUGACUGGAAAUUAUCUGCACAGAAUGCAUAAUUAGCAAAAAGGAUUUUACCUGAAUUGACUCAUUAUAAAGCAUAUUUAAAACAUGGACUCGUGUACCAAUGCAGAAAAUUCUAAUUAGUGCCAAGACUGAUUGUAGAAAAUAAUAUAAGCUCAGGAUGUACAAUCAGCCCUUCAGAUUUAUAUUGCAUAUAUUUUUACAGUCGAAUACAUAACUGUACUAUAUGCUAUAUUAUAAAACAGAAAAUUCUACAGUGCAUAGUAAUACACACAGAUAGUAAACCACCUUGAAUGACUUACAGACCUUUCAAGUGGAGUAACGAUGUGAGACGAGACGAGGAAAUAUAUGCAGGAGUUUUACAGCACAGAUCUAAUGAACAUAAAAACUGAGUUAAAAAUCAAUAUCUGUACUCUACUGAUGAAUCAUAGAAAAUCUGUGAAUGAUAAUUAAAUCGCGAAACAGAAAUAUCUAGUUCAUUACUACUAGGAGAAAAAAUAUAGAACGCAUACAGUACAGGCGUUCUUUUUGGAUGUGCACAGAGCUACGGAAAGCUAAUUGUAUAAUCGAUGCAAAAAUAGUUGGCUUAUGUUGAUGAAGAGGCUUUAGAGUGACUAUAUGGUAUUGCUCCAUGAUUCAGCUGCAUAAUUUAGCUGCACAAUUCAGCUGCAUAAUUUCUGACUAAAUUAAAGAGUUGGAAGAUAUGAUUCAAGGUAUCAAUACAACUGAGCACAGGAUAUUAUACAAUAACAAAAAUACAUAAAUAAUGUAAAAAAAACAAAAAAAUAUUUGAUACUCUGGUACAUUUACAAUCAUCGAACAGUAUAUAGCACUUGGAUUGACCUUGACCGUUAGACCCUAUUGUCUACUAGCUAGUACAUUAGGUAGAAGAAACUCCCUUUUAAGUGGGAAAAUUGUUAGAAAGGGCAUGAUGCUCUGAAUGAUUGCAUGAUACUUCAAAAUAUACUGGAAACAAACCACAUGCUUUAAUUAUCGAUCAAUUAAACGUGACUAAUUCAAUCGAUUGCAAUCGACAGUAUUGAUUGGAAAUUGGGAUUAAAGCAAUUUGAUUAACAUAUGUAUUAAUUCUGUACCAACUUCUCAUUGGAUAUAAUUAGUGAACUACAAUACUGUAAUACAAGCUGUACCCAUUCAACUGAUAUUUUCAACCUACUACUGCACAGUACAGAUACACAGAGCAUUACACUUUGUGUGGGAAUUGUACAGUUGCGUGUUAAUGCAAAAUUUAUUUUUGGCUAUUGGCACAAACUGGGAAAAUCAUAGUUAGUUAAAUUACAUACAGCUCAACUACUGCAUGUAAAUAGUGCUAUGCAAUGAAUUUUAAAUAACAUACUACAAUGACGAUGACUUUUACAAAAAUACUUUCUGAAAAAUACAGGUUAACUAAUGAUGAUUGUAGGAAGUUUCACUUAAAGGGGCUGUCCUCAGAAGGACAUUAAGUGAGUUAUCUUGUAUCGUAAAAUAGCUGUGAAGGAUUGCAUUGACAUUACAAGUUCUAAUAAGGACAUUAAGUGAGUUAUCUUGUAUAGUAAAAUAGCUGUGAAGGAUUGCAUUGGCAUGACAAGUUCUCAUGAGGACAUUGGCAUAUAAGGCCAUAGUUGAUGUAUUGACUAUUAAACACAUUAAAAAACUUGAACUAAAUAUAAAUUCGCCACAAAAGUGUAAAAACACAGUUUUAGAUUUACAUUUAUGUAAAAACAAAGUUUUAGAUUUAUAUUUCUGUAAAAACAAAGUUUUAGAUUUACAUUUUAGUAACUGACCUCGAACACUUCAAGGAUUAUGAUGCUGUAACAAGAAAUUAACCAAUCUACAUAAUAUUGCUUUUGUAAUUAGGCUACUAGGUGAAAUGGAUAUCUCAAAAUCACUGGUUGAUAUAAACUCUCAAUUACAUUCCGCAUUGUACUUCAAAAAUGCUGAAAAACUUGUCGAACUGCUAAAUAACGGAGCUGAUCCAAACUAUGUACAUGAAGAUGUCGCAAUUUUUUUACACGCUGUAUUCUGCGCAUACCACUUUGUGAGUUUAGCUGAUUACGAAUGUGUUAAAAUACUGUUGAACUUUGGAGCCGAUCCGAAUGUGAUUAAUCCUGGGGGAAUGACACCACUCAAGGCUGCGAUUGCAUUGAAUGAUCCUAAUAUGGUCGAAAUUCUGCUUCAAAACGGGGCAAAUGUUUCGCAUCCUAAAACCAGUAUAUCUGAAUUCCUAGCUAAGUUACCUGCAUGGAGUGAAUUGCAUUAUGGGAAAGUUGUUAUUUUGUGGGAUUCGGACAAUACGUAUAAUGAGAAUGACUUUUUUAAAUCACCCAUUCAUAUCGCCAUAGAUAACAGAGUGCGUCACUUCAAGGAAACUGAUGUCAAUGCAAAAUAUGGUGAAAUGUACCUCAAGGACAAUGCUAAAAUUGUUGAAAUUCUUGCUCGACAUGGUGCUAAACUAGCAGUGAAUGGAAGUACCCACAAUUCUGAUUUGAAAUAUGCUGGGAUUGGUUUAACCUCCUGUGCUUAUGUUCAAUUGACCGCUGCAGCUUCAUCAAGCAAUCCUAUUGGUGAAGAACUUGAAUCAAUCGACAGAUCAGCCACCGCUUUAUUUGAACGUGACAUCGAAUUCUACAUCCAGUUAUUACGUAUUGGAGUGAUACCAUAUCCUUAUAAAGGAAUACUUAAACUUUAUGUGCAGUACAAAACUGGAAAACUCACAAAGACUUUAUCGGAUAUUACCUUAAAAAUUCUAGAAAGUCUAGUUCCACCCUAUGUAACCCUCAUAGAGAAAAACUAUCAGUUGAUAUCAAAGGCUGAGAAAAUAAAGUUUGAAUUAAUUAACCAGACUGUUCCAUCAUUAGGGAAUAUCGCAAGAAUGAAUAUACGAAGAUGUUUAAUCGAGACUGAAAGAAAAGUAAAUAUAAUGAACCUUGAGGAACGUAUUAAGGAAUUAGAGGUUCCCAAUGAACUGAAAUACUACCUGUGGUAUUACGAUCUAUUGGCUUUUCUUGAAUGAUCAGUACAUUAAUGUGUGACCAGGCGUCUGGGGUCCCUAGCUAAAAAUUCUUUCAAAAUCAUGUAGUUGUCACCAUUUUGAGCACCUCGAGUGAUUUUGGGCCAGAAUUGUCAAAUUUGAACCACCUUGAAUUUCUAAAAAAAAACUGAACCCCUGCUUGUCUUAUUGUAAACUCAUAAGACUGUCUAUCUGUUUUGUUUGGUCUCAGGUAGAACCUCUUCUAAUAUCAGACUAGCAUAUGGGCUCAGAGUAAGGGCUGUUGAUCCAUUCUCACUGGUCAGUAUCUAAUGAAAGUAACAGCCGAAACAUUCGCAUCGAAGAUGGCGGAAGGUAAUAGUUGACGUAUGCUUUGAUAUUUGAACCAGAUCAGGCUGUAACCUUAGCUUGGUACUGACCAGUGAUUCUCAAAUAUCAGUAUAC